Anopheles moucheti is the source of this 2919-nucleotide messenger RNA. RefSeq lists its product as uncharacterized. The transcript has 2 exons. The coding region runs from base 1 to 2919 and encodes 972 amino acids. NCBI's taxonomy places the organism in Eukaryota, Metazoa, Arthropoda, Insecta, Diptera, Culicidae. The record is from RefSeq and is a predicted model, not a curated record.
AUGGAAGAAGCAGCGGAUGAAAAACGCGAGGAUAAGCUUCUUAUCCCCCACGACGAGCCAUGCUCAUCCCGGGCUCAGGGAAAAGCUCCUUCAUCUAAGUACGAACGGUGUUCGUCGUCAGCGCAACGUGUGGCGUUAGAACGGCUUGUAAGGGGACAAGGCUUACAGCUUAAGCUCCUAAUGGCCGAGAAGGAAAAGACAAUGGCGGAAGCUGAGCUAAAGUGUAAGUUGGCCGCGUUGGAAAUCGAACAUGAGGCACAAAUAAAUGAGUUGGAAGACGCGAGUGAUUUUGGAGGUUCCAGCGUUAGUGGCUACGCGAAAACGUCUGAGUGGAUGCAACGUCAAUCCGAGUUUUUUGAGCCGCAAGCAUGUUCCAGCAACAAACCCGUUCAGCAGCAUGCGGAAGCACCACGUGACCAAAAAACCGACGAUUUGGAAUGGAGACCUACCGCCGACCACAUAGCAGCCAGACAGGUAUGGCCUAAAAAGUUACCAGCGUUCUCAGGCAAGCCGCGCGAGUGGCCAAAGUUUUAUUGCUAUUUUGUGGAAUCCACAAAAGCGUGCAAACUCUCGCCGGCGGAAAAUGUAGCAAGAUUGGAGGAGUGUCUCAAAGGACCAGCGCGGGAAGCGGUCGAAGGGUGGCUUGACAACCCGUCGUCAGUGUCACUCAUAGUCAAAACACUGAAGAGGUUAUACGGGCGACCUUCACUUGUCGUUAAGGAUUUGGUAACGAAGGUCAGAGGAAUACCAGCACCAAAGCCGGAAAGACUCGAUGAGCUGAUUACUUUUGGCCUGGCCGUACAACACCUCUGCUCCUACUUAAAGAACGAAGACCUUGCGCAUUAUCUCACCAACUCCGAGCUGUUGGAAGAAAUGGUGGAAAAAUUACCUGCAUCGCGACAAUUGGAGUGGGUACGAUACAGUCGAAAGUGCAAGUUACCUACCAUGAAAGAGUUCGGUGCUUUCAUGGACGUACUAGUGGAUGAGUCUUGCGAGGUGACUAAGUACAACCCACAAAAGCCCGUCAUUGAAAAGACGAUACAUCGUACAAAUGUGCACAACUCUAGUCCGCACUUGAAUGACGUUUCCGUGACACAUGACAAGCCAGUUCAAGAGCUGAAAACACCACCAGCCACAACGUAUUCGACGCCGUGCCACCAUUGCAAGAAGCCAGACCACAAGGUGAGACAAUGCGAAGCGUUCAAGAGCAUGUCUCCCGUCGAACGGUUAGAGGCUGUGACACGGAUGAAAGUCUGCAUUAACUGUCUGGCUGACCACGGUACUAAACCAUGCCGAUCACGAUACUCCUGUGGCGUUCCGGGAUGUGGAGAACGGCAUCACAGCCUGUUGCAUCAGAAGAAGGAAGAUAUAUCGAAGUCAGCCAAAACCGCACAGUGCCAGACACAUCAACACGUGGCGAAAACAACCCUGUUUCGCGUGGUGCCCGUAACUAUCCACAACGGGGAAAAGCGAGUCGACACACACGCGUUUCUAGAUGAAGGAUCAUCGGUGACCUUGGUAGAAGCCUCUCUAACGGCGAGUUUGGGGAUCAAAGGAGUACCUGAGCCACUGGAGCUGAAUUGGACAGCCAACGUAAAGCGUAUAGAAGAUGCCUCCCAACGGAUCAGCCUAGAGAUCUCAGCACGGGGAGGCGAGCGGCGCUAUCUCAUAGCGGCCGCUCAUACCGUGAACCAGCUAAGUCUCCCCUCUCAGAGCGUUAAAAUAAAUACACUGAUAAGUUCUUAUGACUACUUGCAGGAUCUUCCAGUCCACCAAGGCGAGGAAGGUGUUCCACAAAUUCUCAUCGGGCUGGAAAACGUGAACCUGAUGAAGCCGUUGGAUACUCGGGCGGGUCAGCCGGGACAGCCAAUCGCCGUAAAAACGGUACUGGGCUGGGCUAUCUACGGUCCCCAUGAGACAAACAACCUUACCCGUCAACCAGCAAUAUGCAGCGUGCACAACGUAGAACAGCGAGCCAAUAGGGAAAAUGAUACACUGAACGAAAUGCUCCGCCAGUACUUCACGUUGGAAGAAACAGUCGUGACUAGCUUCGGCGAAUACUUGCCAGAACCACAAGACGUAGUGCGAGCCAAACAACUUCUUGAAAGUACAACAGAGAAGAGGGACGGUCGCUUCACAACGGGACUGUUAUGGAAAUCACAUGACGUAACCCUCCCUACUAGCCUUGCGAUGGCGACGAAACGACUACAUGCACUAGAGCGAAAGCUGGAGCAAGACCCACAGCUGAAGAAAACAGUGCACGAACAAAUGCACAUGUACAUCGAUAGAGGCUACGCACACCGAGCAACCGAAGAGGAAUUAGCAGCAGCUAAUCCUAAACGUAUCUGGUACCUCCCGCUAAACGUGGUUGGACACCCUCAUAAGCCAGACAAAAAACGUCUUGUUUGGGAUGCGGCGGCAAAAGUGCAAGGAGUUUCACUAAAUUCGUGCCUGCUGAAAGGACCGGAUUUGCUGGCAAUGCUCCCCGGAGUAUUGUGUGUGUUUAGACAGAGGAAGAUUGCAUUCGGAGGAGACAUAGAAAAGAUGUUCCAUCAGAUCCGCAUUCGACCAGAAGACACCCACAGUCAGCGUUUCCUGUUUCGCUUCGACCAGAGUAAAGAUCCAGACAUAUAUCUGAUGGACGUCGCUACAUUUGGAGCAACGUGUUCCCCUUGCUCUGCCCAAUAUGUCAUGCACCGUAAUGCCGACGAGCAUGCGAAGACAUAUCCGAUUGCUGCAGCCGCGAUUAAACGUUCGACCUACGUCGACGACUAUUUCGACAGCUGCGAUACGCGAGAAGAAGCUAUCGACCGAGUAAGACAAGUGAAAUUCAUACACUCUCAAGCCGGCCUCAACAUGCGCAACUGGGUCAUCGCCCCAAGACCCGAACCUGUGCGGCUGCCACCUAGCGGUGGUUAG